Messenger RNA from Paramacrobiotus metropolitanus, 1553 nucleotides. RefSeq names its product heparan sulfate 2-O-sulfotransferase pipe-like. The record is from RefSeq and is a predicted model, not a curated record. NCBI's taxonomy places the organism in Eukaryota, Metazoa, Tardigrada, Eutardigrada, Parachela, Macrobiotidae. Bases 288 to 1445 code for a protein of 385 amino acids. The transcript is spliced from 6 exons. Gene Ontology annotation, cellular component: membrane. Gene Ontology annotation, molecular function: sulfotransferase activity.
GUUGUAGGUAACAUUUUUGGGUACUGUGUCUGUAUUACCAUAUACGAGUAUGUUAAGUGCAUGCUCUAACGUUGCUAAUUCACCUACCCUACGAGUAGAGUACAGAUGUGCUUGUACAGUAUAAUUAGUAUGCUUUAAUUGCAGAUCCAUUUUUAAAUAUGAUUGGGUUAAGAUGAGCCGGAACGUUAUUGCUGCCGAUUGUUGAAACAAUUAUUUAGGAUCGUGCAGCAUUUUUUCUAACGAUUAUCGCUGGCUGAUCAAUCUAAUUUUAUGCGGAAAAUAAUAUUAUGGGAGAUAAUGAAAUGAAGGCACCUCCUUCACGGUUGCGCCGGUUCUUGUACGCGAAUUACUAUUGUCUUCGAAUGCAGGGAAAACGACUGUGGUGUUAUGGAUUUAUUUUAAUUAUAUUAUCGCUCUUGUCGCUGGCUUUAUUGCGUUCGGGAUGGCUCCAGUUAUUUGAUCAAAAUCCACAUCCGCAAUCAAAUAUGGCACCAGGAUUAAAAGUAGAUUCUGGUGUCAUGCGUAAAUUUGUCGCCAGUGAUCUGCAAAACCGUAAUCCACGGUUGUUUUACAACCGUGUUCCAAAGUGCGGCAGUUCGACGUUGAAUUCGCUCUUGAAAAAUCUAACUGCAAGUAACCCGUUCAUUUAUACAUCCUCACCGCUUCUGGAUGACUGGUUUCUAGCAACACAAGAUAUGCAGAAAUCAUUCGUCCAGCAAUUUAUGAAACUCCCUGUAAAAAGUGUUUUUGAUCGCCACUUAUUUUUUCUGGAUUUUACCAGGUUUGGACAACCAAAUCCGAUUUAUAUAAACAUGAUUCGUGAUCCCACCGAUCGGUUCAUCUCCGAAUUUUACUUCCGGAGAAGGCUCCAGAAAAAAGGCACCGAACAGGGUGAGCGGAAAUGGUACGAUGAGGUGAGUGCCGGCACAAACGCAAUUUGGCGCGAUGUCCGUCAGUUGUUCUUUCAUUGUUGCUUUCGUGCUUCGAUGUUAAUGAUCAAAGGAUUUGGAACAUUGCAUACGGAAAGCCAAAGACUACGAUUGUCGCUUAGUGGACGGCAUGUACAUAAAAAAUAUGAUUGCUUUCUUUUGCGGUCAAGACAUCGAAUGCUCGUAAGUGCGGCCAGCUAUGUGAGAAAUCACAAUAGCAAAUGGGCACUGGAAACAGCCAAAGAAAAUGUUGAGAAAUUCUUUACGGUGGUCGGUGUUCUUGAAGAUAUCGAUAUUACACUUCGCGUCCUGCAGCAUCAGUUGCCGCAAUAUUUUUCCGGUGUUGUGGAACUUUAUAAGGCUAGCCAAGAUCAUGUUAUUAACAAAGGACUGAACCGCAAACAAGAUGUUUCCCAAGAUGUCAAAGAUGUAAUCCGGAAAAAUCUGACGGCGGAGUACGAAUUUUACGAUUUCAUACGCGACAGAUUGCACUUUCAGGCGCAACUGAUAAGAUGAGCCUUUAAAAUUCGAUAUGUUAGACUGUGAUAGAAUUCAACGAGUUCUCUUCAAGAGGCAAUUACCGUUUGUAAAAUGCCGGCUUUAUAGAUAUUCACGAUAAAACAA